This is a messenger RNA of Cercopithifilaria johnstoni, 774 nucleotides long. The record is from the annotation of a GenBank genome assembly. NCBI's taxonomy places the organism in Eukaryota, Metazoa, Nematoda, Chromadorea, Rhabditida, Onchocercidae.
AUGGCGGUUGGAAAAAACAAAAAGAUGGGUAAGAAAGGUGCAAAGAAGAAGGUUGUUGAUCCAUUUACACGUAAGGAGUGGUAUGAUAUCAAAGCACCCUCAAUGUUCAAUGUUCAACAUAUCGGGAAAACGUUGGUGAAUCGUACGCAGGGAACAAAAAUUGCCAGCGAAGGUUUAAAAGGACGUGUCUACGAGGUGUCACUUGGUGAUUUGAACAAUGCUGAAUCGGAAUUUCGAAAGAUGCGUUUGAUAUGUGAGGAUGUUCAGGGUCGAACUUGUCUAACCAAUUUCCAUGGCAUGCGACUUACUCGUGAUAAGCUUUGCUCCAUUGUCAAGAAAUGGCAUACUCUCAUUGAAGCCAACGUCGCAGUCAAAACGUCGGAUGGUUAUUUGUUGCGACUUUUCUGUAUCGGUUUCACGAAAAAAAAUGCGAGGCAACUGAAGAAAACGAGUUAUGCGAAGUCGUCAAAGAUUAGACAGAUCCGGGCUAAAAUGGUAGAAUACAUGCAAAAAGAGGUGCAAGGAAGUGAUCUGAAGGAUGUAUGCCAUAAACUAGUUCCGGAUUCGAUUGGAAAAGAUAUCGAAAAGGCGUGUUCUUAUAUUUAUCCAUUGCAAGAUGUAUGCAUUAGGAAAGUGAAAAUACUGAAGAAACCGAAGUUCGAAAUUGGACGUCUUAUGGAAAUGCAUACAGAUGUCAGUACAUUUACGAGUGCUGAAGGUGAGAAGAUAGAAAGACCGGAUGAUUAUGAGCCUCCCGUACAGGAAUCCGUAUAA